Molecule: messenger RNA, 1608 nt
Organism: Fonsecaea multimorphosa CBS 102226
Lineage: Eukaryota; Fungi; Ascomycota; Eurotiomycetes; Chaetothyriales; Herpotrichiellaceae
Exons: 3
Coding region: 1-1608 (535 amino acids)
Biological process (GO): cytoskeleton-dependent cytokinesis
Cellular component (GO): cytosol; cell division site; microtubule cytoskeleton
Molecular function (GO): GTPase activity; molecular adaptor activity; GTP binding
Source: RefSeq, a predicted model, not a curated record
AUGACUUCUCCUGCUCCUCUCGCUCGCAAUGAGUCCCAAGCCUCCAGUCGGCGUAGUACCAGUCUCGGCUCUCGCUUGUUUCGAUCAAAGAGCGGCGAAGCCCUAGGUGACCGCAAGACCUCGGCGAGCCGUUUGAAAAAGAAGCAACAGGAGAUGGACGAAGCCGUAAAAGUCACACAGUCGCCUCCUCGCCUGCCAAAUUACAGUCCGCAGCCGUUGGGCAUUCACUCAUUCGGUGGUGAGAACUACAAUCCCAAGAUCGCAUCCAGAGAGCAAACAAACGGCGCGAGGAACACUCCUCCUGUCCCUCCUUUGCCCGGGAACUUGGACAAAGAAGCCGUUGAUCCAUAUGCGAGGACUGAGAGCAUGACCCACCGUGGUCGAUAUUCCUAUGCAAACUCGACUGUGUCUACCAUCAAUUCUCCUCGGAGAGUUCGGCGCCGCAAAGACCCCACCCCUUAUAAUGUCCUCAUCAUCGGCGCUCGAAAUGUCGGCAAGACCUCUUUCCUUAAUUUCCUCAAGAGUUCACUUGCUUUGCCGGCAAGGAAACAAGCGAGUCGAGCUCCCGAUGGCGACACUCCUCCCUCAUCUGCAAGAGCAAAUCCCAACUUCGUCCACCAUUAUCAGGAAAUCGAGGUCGACGGGGAGCGCAUUGGCUUGACAUUGUGGGAUUCUCAAGGGUUGGACAAGGGCGUUGUUGAUCUUCAGUUGAGAGAUAUGAGCAAUUUUGUGGAAAGCAAAUUUGACGAUACCUUCCUGGAAGAGAUGAAGGUUGUCCGCGCCCCAGGCGUCCGAGAUACUCAUAUUCAUUGUGUCUUCUUUGUUCUUGAUCCCGCCCGGCUGGAUGCCAACAUCAACGCUGCUCUGGGUGCCAGCAACGGCGCUGAAACUACGCGAGUCGGCAAGCCAUCUCGCAUUGUCGGCGCUCUCGAUGAGGACUUUGACAUUCAAGUCAUGAAGACGCUGGCCAGUAAAACCACCGUCAUCCCAGUGAUCAGCAAGGCGGAUACCAUCACUACCGCGCACAUGGCAUUUCUGAAGCAAAAGGUCAGCUGGAGUCUGAAGAAGGCUGGUCUUGAUCCUUUGGAAGCUUUGAGUUUUGACGCGGAAGACGAGGACGACGAACGUCUGGACGAGCGCGACGAAGACGAAAACAGCAGCGCCGCAGAUUCAGAGGACCAUUCAGCCCGGAGUGACGAUUCUGAUGCGAAUCGAGACCGAGUAACCGCGAAACGGCCGGGAAACCAUAAACGCCAAGUGUCCACCGAGGAUGCUGUGCUUGACAGUGGCUACGUUCCAUGGUCGAUCCUCAGCCCAGACAAGUACUCUCUUGAAGCAAAGGAUGGCCGCGUUGGUCGACUUUUUCCCUGGGGUUUUGCCGACCCGUACAAUCCCGAACAUUGUGAUUUUGGGAAGCUGAAAGACGCCGUGUUUGGAGAAUGGAGAUCCGAGUUGCGAGAGGCCAGUCGCGAGGUGUUCUACGAACGCUGGAGGACGAACCGUCUCAAUCGCCGAACUCUGCCAGCCAAGGCGGCCAACGGUCUGCCAUCAGGGCCUAGACAGAGCACUGGUGGGAUUCCCAUUCCUCUUCAACCGCGUGCUCGAUAA